AGGAAAAAUCCGGGUGUGACGAUUAUUUCCAGCAGAAAUGCUAGUGUCGUGCACCGUCGACAGCGACACCGACCAGCUUCUGCCGGAUGCCCGGAGUCGACCGAAAAUUAUGGUGAUUAUGGGGGCGAACAAACGCAGAGGAGUGAGUCCUUCUGUGGCAUCGAUCUCUAUGGACGACGUACGGAAUAUCGGGUGUCCGCAACUGCUUCAUUACCCUCAUCAGUCGCAGCCGCAGUCACGACACCAUCAGCAACAACAAACACGUCGCAUGUUGCCAACAAUAGACCGUGAAAAUCAUCAGCAUCAGCAUUCCGUGUUCACCGUGUGUCCCGUUGAUCAGCGACUCUGGGAACUGUGUCCUUUUAUGGUGAUUAUGGGGGCGAACAAACGCAGAGGAGUGAGUCCUUCUGUGGCAUCGAUCUCUAUGGACGACGUACGGAAUAUCGGGUGUCCGCAACUGCUUCAUUACCCUCAUCAGUCGCAGCCGCAGUCACGACACCAUCAGCAACAACAAACACGUCGCAUGUUGCCAACAAUAGACCGUGAAAAUCAUCAGCAUCAGCAUUCCGUGUUCACCGUGUGUCCCGUUGAUCAGCGACUCUGGGAACUGUGUCCUUGUAGAAUCAAGAUGCGGGCGAGAAUAGAGAAGAUUGGACACGAGUCUGCCGAGGAUCUGUACCCGAUUUUCAUUCCAGAAUUCAUGGGCCCGGGUGGCAGAGACGACGGGCCGACUCGACGGGGGGAAACUGAUGACCUGUCGCAAUCCGACGACGCGGACAGUGUCGACGCUCAGAUGCGUGACCGCAGCAUGAGUCUCCCGAAACGGGUCCUGGAAUUGCAUCCGCUUCACAUGCACGUUCGCCGAAAAUCGUCAGUCAGCUCGACCAGCUCCUCAGAUGGCGGCAGCAAUGACAAUCAGCACCAGAACAACCACAGCCACAACCACCACCACCACCAUCACCAUCACCAUCAAGGACCACUUUCCAAGGCCCUGGCAGCCAUCGACACCAACCUGAGGCGAUUGUCUCUACAUUCCUUGGAGCACUGGCGGCAACGCAACCGGUCGGGAUCGACGCAGAGUGCAGAAUAUCCUGCCGGCAGCUACGCGCAAAUAAAGCACGUGGACUUUGACCUGAUGCCCCAUGCCACUCUCCGUGUGAAAAACGGCGGAUCGCAAAAAUUCCUCAACGGGUCGAUCGACAGUCUAAACUCGAAUAUGGAAGACUCUCAUUUUCUGGGUGUCAAGAGCCAUCAUAAUCCGGUCUCCAAGUUACACUCGACGCCGGACAAAUACCGCAUUACCCGACGUCCGCCAGUCGUCAGCCAUCAACGUCGAUUCCGACCACGUUCCCAAAGCGUCUCUUCAGUGCGAACCUAAAUUGCUUCUCAUUUACGUAUCGUGAUAUUUGGUGCACGUGAGAUCAUCUCAGCAUAUGUGCGAGGAUGAAGAGAAGAGACUUUGGGAUUUAGCUUGGGUCGUUAUAUUAUUCUCGCGAACUGUUACGAUUCCACUCGGCAUAGUUCUGUAUGUGGUGAUUUUAUUUUCACGUCUUACUUAUCACAUUCGAAUGGGAUAUUCAAGGGAAAUUAUUUUAAAUAUCUCGUGAUGGAAUGAGCUUCAGCAGUCGUUCAUCUAGAUUUCGGAAAGAAAAAGGAAAAGCGUGACAGCUAUCUUGUAUCUGAUUAUUGGUUAGUGGAUGCGAAUUAAAUAUCCAGUGGGUUGAAUCAGAGCGAUUUGAUUUGCGCCUUUGCGAUUUAAAACUUGGAGCUUUAUUGGCAACUGAAUUUUUUUUUACCAAAUGUUUUCUUCGAACGUGUGUACAAGUGAAUGGUCCGAGGUGAUGAGCUCGGAAAUGUUUUGAAGACAUUAUUGUGACCGCUUCCACCGUGACGGAUAAUUCUUUUCGGGGUUGCUUUUUUGGGGGGUUUGUGUCCUGUACAAACUCUGAACUUUAGUGCAAACUUAGCUGCUGUAAAUUUGCGUGAUAGUUGAGGGUUUUCGCCGUUGAUUUCGAAUGCGCUGUUUUUUUAUUUUAUUGGAAGUCGUGUUGAGUCACGUGUUUGGUGAAAAACGACCGGCACAUUUUGUGGGGUUGUUUGUUGCGUUCGCAGCUUGGGUGUCAUAAAAUUCUUUAUUUGCGAUGAUA
This is a messenger RNA of Notodromas monacha, 2147 nucleotides long. NCBI's taxonomy places the organism in Eukaryota, Metazoa, Arthropoda, Ostracoda, Podocopida, Cyprididae. The record is from the annotation of a GenBank genome assembly.